UCGCUACUUAGAGAGUUAGAGAUGUGAGAGAAACUAUUUAAAAUUUUAAAUAGUUAAUGUGCAGAAUGGACAGCUUUGCAGCUGAAACAGAGAUUGGAAUGCCAACUGUGUUGUGAAGAAAAAUGGCAGAAGUUCUCAACAGUCAAAAACCCAUCUUCUUUUGCUAUGUUGCUUUGCUUGUUGUGCUUAUUUGCAUUGUACCCAUCAAAUCUCAAGCACAAUCUGAGACUCUUGCACCUGAUGAAGUGGAAGCCCUUCGUGAAAUAGCUGAACAACUGAAUAAGAAGGACUGGAAUUUCAGUGACCCAUGUAGCAAUGUUCCUACGUUUUCGAGCCCACAUACUGAUCAGUAUAACAAUACUUUAGUCUGCAAUUGCUCCAUCUCCAGCAAUGUAUGCCACAUUGAAAGCAUUUAUCUUACUGGUCAGGAUCUAGAUGGUGUUCUUCCAGCAUCACUGGCUAAGCUACCUUAUCUUAAGCAAGUUAAUCUGGGUCAGAAUGAUCUUAGUGGUUCGAUUCCUCGUGAAUGGGCUUCUACCAAGUUGGAAUUUCUGGUUCUCAGUGUGAACAACUUAUCGGGACCUAUCCCUGGCUAUUUGGGAAACAUAACUACUCUCAGAGCUCUGGCCUUGGAAAGCAACUUAUUUUCUGGACCUAUUCCUUCAGACCUGGGAAAAUUGAUUAACAUGGAGAUUCUCUAUCUUCGCGCUAACAACCUCACUGGAGAGUUGCCUGUGGCUCUCACUAAUCUGGCCAAAUUAAAAGUACUUCAGAUAGGUAGUAACAACUUCACUGGAAGAAUACCCAACUACUUUCAAAGUUGGAAAGACCUCCAAAGCUUAGAGAUGCAAGCAAGUGGUCUUGAAGGGCCCCUUCCAUCUAUUCUUUUCCUUUUUCGCAGAGAUCUAAGCUUCAACAGAUUGGAAGGGGCCAUUCCAAAUUUUGGUAAUAUAAUGCAGUUGUCAACAAUAUAUUUGACAAGUAACUUGCUUACUGGGCUUCCAGACUGGAUCAAAAGUAGAGACAGUCGCUACAAUAUAGAUAUCUCCUACAAUAACUUCUCUCAGAGUUCUGUCCCAACUACUUGUCGAGGGACUUUCAAUUGGUUCAGAAGUAUUUCCCAACAGAACAGCUCAAUACUAAGCAAUUGCCUCAACUCAUGUUCAAAAGAUCAGUACUCAUUGCAUAUAAAUUGUGGUGGAAAACAAACCACCAUCGGAAGCAUCAAGUAUGAAGGAGAUGAAGCCUCAGGAGGUGCAGCAACAUUUGUUCAGGCCACACCCCCCAAUUGGGGGUUUAGUAGCACCGGUGAUUUCGUAGAUGCUUGGAGUUCUGACAACGACUAUAUUGCCAAUAAUGUUUCCAUACUCAAAAUGAACAACUCCGAAUUGUACACAACUGCACGACUUUCUCCUCUUUCUCUCACUUACUAUGCCCAUUGCUUAGCAAAUGGAAAUUACACUGUGAAACUACACUUCGCAGAGAUAGUUCUCAGAGACAACAGGUCUUAUUACGGUGUUGGAAGGCGAAUGUUUGAUGUUUAUAUCCAGGACAAAUUGGUACUGAAGGAUUUUGACAUUAGAAAGGAAGCACUAGGGGUUGAUAAGGAAGUGAUCAAGGUAUUUAAAGCAGUUGUUAAUGUUAAGACUCUACUAAUCCGCUUUCAGUGGGCUGGGAGAGGGACAACUAAUAUUCCUCAAAGAGGAAAAUAUGGUUCUCUUAUAUCAGCCAUCUCAGUGCAGUCUGAUUUCAAGCCACCUGAUGAUAGCAAAACGAAGAUUUACAUUGUGAUUGGAGUUGUUUCAGCUUUAUGCCUUAUCUUCUUGAUAUUUGGCAUUCUUUGGUUAAGAGGCUGUUUCGGACAUAAGACAACCAGAGAAGAAGAACUGAGAGGAUUGGAUCUGCAAACUGGUUUCUUUAGAUUCAAACAAAUUAAAGCUGCCACUAACAACUUUGAUGCUGCAAACAAGCUUGGGGAAGGUGGCUUUGGAGCUGUUUACAAGGGGGAAUUAUUGGAUGGUAGUUUUAUUGCUGUUAAGCAACUUUCUUCAAAAUCAAAGCAGGGAAAUCGUGAAUUUGUGAAUGAAAUAGGCAUGAUGUCUGCAUUACAACACCCAAAUCUUGUUAAACUGUAUGGAUGUUGCACGGAAGGAAAUCAGUUAUUGUUGGUCUACGAGUACAUGGAGAACAAUAGCCUUUCACAUACUUUAUUUGGUUUGGAGGAAGGCCUACUGAAAUUGGACUGGCCUACAAGGCAGAAAAUAUGUGUUGGAAUUGCAAAGGGUCUUGCUUUCCUGCACGAUGGUACCUUGAAAAUCGUUCAUAGAGAUAUCAAAACAACCAACGUAUUGCUGGAUAGGGACCUUAAUGCUAAGAUAGCUGACUUCGGUUUGGCUAAGCUUGACGAGGAGGAGCAUACCCAUAUUAGCACCAGAGUUGCUGGAACUAUAGGAUACAUGGCACCAGAAUAUGCUUUAUGGGGCUAUCUAACCGAUAAGGCAGAUGUUUACAGUUUUGGGGUUGUUGCAUUGGAGCUUGUAUCAGGGAAAAACAACAUCAAAUAUCGGCCAAACGAAAAUUUUGUAUGCCUUCUAGAUUGGGCCCUUGUUUUGCAACAAAAAGGAAACCUAAUGGAGCUGGUGGAUCCAAAGUUGAAUGCUGGGUUCAACAAGGAAGAGGCACUUAGAAUGAUAAAGGUAGCUCUACUAUGCGCCAAUUCAUCACCGGCACUAAGACCCACAAUGUCUGAAGUAGUGAGCAUGCUUGAAGGCCGAACUGUUGUUCAUGAAGUGACCAUAAAUCCAAGUAUUUAUGGUGAUGAUAUGAGGUUUAAGGCCUUUACAGAGGACUCUGAUCCGAAUAUGCAAGAGAGCUUUGAGGAGACUCGAAGCUUCAUUCACUCCGAUUCAAAACGGACAGCCUCUUCCUCAUCGUCAGUCCUGAAUAUUGAUACAGUUAAACCUGGGACCCGAUAAUGAAAUUAAGCACAAUGUCGCCCAAGCACACUGCCACAGAAAGCAGCUACUACCUAAAUUGAAGUUUGACUUUACCAUACAAGCAAGUGAAACCAAGACAUGCACUAGAGACUGCAAAUAUAGUAACAUCAUAGAUGUAUAUUACCAGGAAUUCACCUACAUUCAUUUGAUUGAUUCUUGUAUUGUUUAUGUUCAUGUUAUGUAUAUUACCAGGAAUUCACAUACAUUCAUUUGAUUGAUUCUUGUAUUGUUUAUAAGAGGAGUCCCCAAAAGCUUGGACUCUUAACAGAAAGUUCCUAGUCUACCAGUAAUGCUGCA
This is a messenger RNA of Rosa rugosa (rugosa rose), 3293 nucleotides long. RefSeq names its product probable LRR receptor-like serine/threonine-protein kinase At1g07650. The record is from RefSeq and is a predicted model, not a curated record. Lineage: Eukaryota; Viridiplantae; Streptophyta; Magnoliopsida; Rosales; Rosaceae. Gene Ontology annotation, molecular function: protein kinase activity; protein binding; ATP binding. Gene Ontology annotation, biological process: protein phosphorylation. The transcript is spliced from 22 exons. Bases 123 to 2975 code for a protein of 950 amino acids.